CACUAUCGAAAUUUUUCAAAACUCCCUUAAAUAUAUUCAUGAAUCUACUCAAAAUGUAGUAACAAUUGAUAGUGAUAAUUUAAAGAAAGAAAUUUCUAAUGCUAAAUUUUAUGAAAAUGGUACUGAAAUAGUUAGACCUAUCUUGUCCGAAAUUCAAGAAUUUCCUACAAUUGAAGUUUAUAAUGGUGAUUGUUUAAGUUAUGCGUUAGAUAUAAAGAAAAAUUUGGGUUUAAAUCCUGUCGUACUUAAUAUGGCUAAUGAUCAAGUUCCUGGUGGCAAUUAUCUUUAUGGCGCUGGUGCUCAAGAAGAGAACUUAUUUCGUCGUACUAAUCUUUUUCAAUAUCAUGAAACAAACCGUAAUGAAUGGUAUCCUAUCCCUGAUGCCGGUGGAAUUUAUUGUCCAAAUGCUACUGUAAUUCGAGCAAGUGAACAAGAAAAUUAUAUUCUUUUGGAUGUCCCGGAAAAGAUGUCCUUUGUGGCUGUGGCUGCCUUGUGUCAACCGAUUCUUGUAAAAGAUUCUGAUGAUAAUGUCACUUUGAAUGAGGAAGAUAAGGAGCUAACGCGACAAAAAAUUCGUUCAAUAUUGAAUAUUGGAUUAGACAAUGGCCAUGACAGUAUAGUUCUUUCGGCAUUUGGUUGUGGUGCUUUUUCUAAUCCUCCCUCAACUAUAGCUCAACUAUUUUAUGAAAUAAUCUUCAAGGAAUAUGCUGGUGGUGCUGAAAAUUUACCAAAAACUUAUCGUCAUAUUGGCUUUGCUAUUUUUGAUGACACAAAUGCAUCACAAUGGGGAGGUGGUGAAGGUAAUUUUUUACCUUUUAAAAAAUUAUUUGCAAACAAACUGCAUUCUAGUCAAUUGUAA
Messenger RNA from Dentiscutata erythropus, 859 nucleotides. The record is from the annotation of a GenBank genome assembly. Lineage: Eukaryota; Fungi; Glomeromycota; Glomeromycetes; Diversisporales; Gigasporaceae.